AUUUAAAACCCCAUUUAAUGGCACUAUCUUUCGUUAUCCUCUUCGUGAUAAUGAUGAAUCGGAUAUUUCUAAAAAAAUUUAUAAGCCACAAGAAAUCUUGGACAUGUUUCACAAGUUUUACGAGAAUGAAAGCAUCAAUUGCUUAUUAUUCUUAAAAUAUAUUGAACGUAUUCGUUUCUAUGAGCUGAAAGAGGGCGCUAAUAAUCUCGAAUUACUUUACACAAUUCAAUUAGAGAAUGCUGAUGAAGUACAACACCAACGCCGCUUGAUAUCCGAAAGUAUUGUACCUUUGAUGAAUUUACUGAAUUCUAAGAAUCUAAACAGCAAUUAUCAGUUAGAUACAUCAUCUUAUGUCGCAUCGUUCUCUAGAAAAAAGAAAAGACAUCAUAAAGAAACUAAUUAUUGGUUAGUUUUAAAUUAUCUUGAUAGUUUACUCGAAGCCGAAGCAUAUUUUCAGAAAAAAUUCAAGAGAAAUAUUGGGGACUAUAAAUUUAUACCAAAUGUUGGUUUAGCUUUACCUCUUGGUGAUUUAGAUGUUACUGGAAAAUUAUUUUGCUUUUUACCUCUUCCAGUUAAUAUGCCCUUUCAAGUUUCCGUGCAUGGAUAUUUUGCGGUUAGUACUAAUCGGCGUACUCUAUGGUCUGCUGCGGAUAAUGAAGACUUGGCAGUUGAUGCAUCGGCACGUCUGAAGGUUAAAUGGAAUCAUUAUUUAUUUGAAAAAGUUUUACCCAAAGCUUGGGCGAAAUUUCUUCGCGAAUUACCGUCCAAUGUCCCUAAUAUUCAACCAAAUGAUGUGAAUAAAUUCUGGCCGAUAGUUAAUAGCGACAAAAAAAGUGUACUUAGUAAUAUUUUUUGCAAGGAUCUAUUGCAAAACGUUAUAACAAAUCUUGAUAUUAAGGAUCAUGUGUUCAAAGGACCUUCUACAUCAAAUACCAUUGGAACAGUAUACAUUAUACAUCCUCAUUUCAGGAAUCUGAAUUUUAUUGGCUUUCGAUAUACAAUGGCUAUUUGGAAGAUGAAAAAUGGCCUAUUUAUGAUUAUGAUCUAUAUGAUACAAUUGAAAAUAUUGGAUUUCCUAUUAUAUUAAAUU
Molecule: messenger RNA, 1090 nt
Organism: Rhizophagus irregularis DAOM 181602=DAOM 197198
Lineage: Eukaryota; Fungi; Glomeromycota; Glomeromycetes; Glomerales; Glomeraceae
Source: RefSeq, a predicted model, not a curated record